This is a messenger RNA of Antrostomus carolinensis (chuck-will's-widow), 864 nucleotides long. It is a transcript of the gene MINDY1, whose product is annotated as MINDY lysine 48 deubiquitinase 1. NCBI's taxonomy places the organism in Eukaryota, Metazoa, Chordata, Aves, Caprimulgiformes, Caprimulgidae. Gene Ontology annotation, cellular component: cytosol; cell periphery. The record is from RefSeq and is a predicted model, not a curated record. Gene Ontology annotation, molecular function: K48-linked deubiquitinase activity; cysteine-type deubiquitinase activity; cysteine-type carboxypeptidase activity. The transcript is spliced from 7 exons. The annotation marks the transcript as partial. Gene Ontology annotation, biological process: protein K48-linked deubiquitination.
GUGAAGCUGCCCCCGCAGAAGGAGGUGAUCACGGCCGAGGAGCUGAUGGCACAUUUGGGGGAUUGCAUCUUGUCCACUCAACCCCGGGAGCCAUCGGAGGGGCUUCAGCUCAACUUCCAGCAGAACAUCAAUGACACCAUGACAGUGCUCCCCAAGCUCUCGACGGGGCUGGAUGUCAACGUGAGGUUCACGGGUGUCUCGGACUUUGAGUACACACCCGAGUGCAUCGUCUUUGACCUCCUCAACGUCCCACUCUACCAUGGCUGGCUGGUGGAUCCCCAGAGCCCAGAGGUGGUGAAAGCUGUGGGCAAGCUGAGCUACAACCAGCUGGUGGAGAAGAUCAUCACCUGCAAACAGGCCAGCAACUCCAGCCUGGUGAGCGAAGGGCUGGUGGCGGAGCAGUUCCUGGAGUCCACAGCCUCCCAGUUGACCUACCACGGGCUGUGUGAGCUGAUGGCCACCGUCCGGGAGGAUGAGCUCAGCGUCUUCUUCCGCAACAACCACUUCAGCACCAUGAUAAAGCACAAGGGCCACCUUUACCUGCUGGUGACAGACCAGGGCUUCCUCCAGGAGGAGCGGGUGGUCUGGGAGAGUCUCCACACCGUGGAUGGAGACAGCUGCUUCUGCGACACCGAUUUUCAUCUCAGCCACGCUCUGGGCAAGGAGGGGGCCACCGCGGCCCCCCCAGACCACUGGCUCCAGCAGAGACAAGUGGACCAGCAGCAGCAGGGACAGGACCCCUUGGCACUCAGUGACCUGGAGCUCGCGCGCCAGCUGCAGCAGGAGGAGUAUCAGCAGCAUCAUCAUCCUCAUCCUCCUCAUCCUCCUCCUCUACAGCAGCGCCAGCAGCAGGUCCCAGCACAG